GUUUAUUUUAUAUCUUUAACAUCCCAGUCAGCAAAGAUUCAUUUCUAUAACCCUAGUUGCCUUUGAGGACAUUACAACAUCUCCUCGUUCUUUCUUAUUUUUCCUUUUCUCUUCUUCUUAUCCUCUUCUUUUGCUACAUAAUUCUUUGAACUUUUAAGAGGCUUUUAUUUUGAGAGGCAGCCUUUUAUGUUGCUUGUUUGCUUGUCUUUUUGUUUUUUAAGAGCUUAGAAACGUCCCUUCUUUUGUCUGUUGAGGCUGUAAAAGGAGAGAAAGGGGCGACUAUCUAGCGGAUGUCGUUUUGGUUUGUAUGCCACAAGAUCUCUAUGAACAAGGAGAUCGGAGUGGUGAAUCAUCACUUCUGGGCAUCGUAAGCAGCCUUCUACCAUGUACCCGUUUCAUUCUAUUGUCUUGUACAGUUCCUGGAUCAGCAAACAAUGCAAAUGAAGCAAAGUACGAUAGAAAAAACUCAACCUUUUUCUUCUAGAGUAAACUCCCUCAAGAACUUCACUGUACUUACUACCCCUUCCAACUUUCCUCACUACCUCGUAAUCACCCUGCUCCCCAUUGAAUUGCAAAUGACUCGUAAUCCCAGUACUCUUUAGAGAGUAACAUUGGCUUCGUGUAAACCCAAGUGCCUCCGGCAAGUACACCUACUGCUGGAGGGGUUGCAACGAGUAUAGCCGAUGUGGGGGGUUUGUGCUACAGGUUUGCUGAGUUAUAUAUGCCGGAAGAGAUAAAGUGAAAGGCCUCAAGGCCAUAAAAAGAGAAAAUAAUGGGCACACCCCCUUCUUUCUCCUAUGUUCCACCUAUUUCAUUUGCUAUUAACCACGUAGCAAUAGGUUUAGCCAUGUCAUCAUGUUUAAUGUCUGUAUAACGGAAAUACUUAAUUGACACUAACAUAUCAAGUUGAUGUACUUUAUCUCCUGGUGAAAGUCAUUGAUUGUUAGGACAGUGGUAUUAAUCAAAGCAAAACAGUGAGAAAACAACACAGAUCUAGCUAGAAGAGAUAGAUGAUAGUGUUUAUUGAAUGAAAAGGGGGAUCAACGUAGGUAACAAGGCAAUGUGACUGUUCGAGAAGCCCACUCUCCAAGGCAACACCCAAAUGAAAUACUACCUCCGUAACACUAGAAUCUUCCCAAAUGGAAAGUUGGUGAAAUUAUGAAUAGUGAUAUGGGAUAUAAAUUGUUGAGGGUAUGAUGGGAAGAUAAUAAAAUAGUGUGGUGGAAUGAAGGAUAAAUCCAAAAAAGUAGGUGGAAUAGUGUAUUAUUUUUAAAAUUAUUGAGGGUAUGAUGGGAAGGUUUAGAAAUGAGAAGAUUAUUUAGUUACGGAUAAAAAAGGAAAGUGAGAAGAUCUUUCCGUUACGGAGGUAGUAACAGCCUACCUUAUUUAGUUAUUCUCCCUUCUAUUUACAGCUAUUAUCCAUGCAGGGAUUAGUAAAGCUACUGACCACCUAGUUACUUAUUAAUAUAGACUCCUUAUUUCUCCUCUUGUAAUCUUUACAAAAUUACUGGAGAGGCCCCAGAUUCCUAUCAUUGAUAGAGUGCUUUACAAGCUGGAUGAGUUGGUUCGUCCAUAUGUUCACAAGAUUCUUGUGGUUAUUGAGCCUCUACUGAUUGAUGAGGACUACUAUGCUCGUGUUGAAGGAAUUGGGAUUAUGUGUAACCUUAGCAAGGCUGCUGUUUUGGAAAUUAUGAUUGCUGCCAUGCGACCUGAUAUUGACAACAUGGAUGAAUAUGUGAGGAACACCAUAGCCGGAGGAUUUAGUGUUGUUGCCUCUGCACUUGCUAUUUGCUCCCUUCUUCCAUUCCUGAAAGCAGUUUGUCAGAGAGAAAUCUCAGCAGGCUCGUCACUCAGGUAUCAAGAUUGUCCAACAGAUAGCAAUUCGAAUUGGCUGUGCUGUUCUUCCACACUUGAGAUCUUUAGUGGAAAUCAUAGAGCAUGGAUUGAAUGAUGAGAUUAUUAGAACCAAAAGCUUUGAUUCGGUACUGAAGCCCUUAUGGAAGGGUAUCAGAUCACACUGUGGAAAGGUUUUGGCUGCAGCCUGCAUUCUUAAAGGCAAUUGGUUACAUCAUUCCUCUUAUGGACGACAUUUAUGCCAGCUACUAGCCUACUAUACAAAAGAAGUGAUGGUCAUUCUGAUCCGUGAAAUCCAAUCACCCGAUGAAGAGAUGAAGAAGAUAGUGUUGAAAGUGGUGAAACAAUGUCUCAGUACGGAAGGUGUGGAGCCUGAAUAUAUCAGGACUGAUAUUCUUCAGGAGUUCUUCCAUAAAUUUUGGUUCAGGAGAAUGACAUUGGAUCACUGAAACUACAGGCAGCUUGUGGAAACUACAGUAGAAAUUGCAAACGAUUGAGAAGAAUGGUAAUGGAAACAAUUGAGAAGGUUGUUGAGAAUCUUGGCGCAUUUGACAUAGCUUCUUGUUUAGAAGCAUUUCUGAUCGAUGGAAUCCUUUAUGCCUUCCAAGAACAGACCAGUGACGAUGCAAAUGUGAUGCUUAAUUAAUGGAUUUAAUGCUGUGGUAAAUUCCAUUGGACAGAAAGUGAAACCAUACCUUCCCCAGAUCUGUGGUACUAUAUAUAUUAUAAAGUGGUGUCUUAACAACAAGAGUGCUAAGGUGAGACAACAAGCUGCAGAUCUGAUGUCAAGAAUUGCAGUGGACAUGAAACAGGUUGGUGAGGAACAGUUAAUGGGCCAUCUCGGUGUCGUCUUGUAUGAGUACUUGGGAGAAGAAUAUCCUGAGGUUCUUGGAUCCAUAAUUGGUAUGACUAAGAUGACACCUCCAAUCAAAGAUCUGCUUCCCCGAUUAACCCCUAUUUUGAAAAACCUUCACAAGAAAGUGCAAGAGAACAGCAUUGAUCUGGUUUGACGUAUUGCAGACCGUGGGGCCGAGUUUGUACCAGCAAGAGAAUGGAUGAGGAUCUGUCUCGAGCUUCUCGAGAUGCUCAAGGCACACAACAAGGGUAUCAGGCGGGCAACGGUCAACCCAUUUGGUUAUAUUGCAAAGGCAAUCAGUCCCCAGGACGUUCUUGCUACCCUGCUGAACAACCUCAAGGUGCAGGAACAUCAAAACCGUGUCUGCACAACUGUAGCGAUUGCAAUCGUGGCUGAAACCUGUUCUCCCUUUACAGUCCUACCUGCACUGAUGAAUGAAUACUGGUUCCCGGAGCUUAACGUCCAGAACGGCAUCCUUAGAUCUCUUUCCUUUCUCUUUGAGUACAUCAGUGAGAUGGGGAAAGACUACAUAUACGCCGUGACUCCUUUGCUUGAGGAUGCUUUGAUGGACAGGGAUUUGGUGCACAGGCAAACAACGGCUUCUGCAGUGAAGCACAUGCCUUUAGGGGUGGCUGGACUCGGAUGUGAAGAUGCAUUGGUCCACAGCCUAAACUACAUAUGACCCAACAUUUUUGAAACAUCCCCUCAUGUGAUUAAUGCGGCCAUGGAGGCCAUCGAAGGCAUGCGUGUGGCGCUUGGUGCUGCUGUGAUCCUCAAUUACUGUCUCCAGGGAUUGUUCCAUCCUACAAGGAAGGUCUGGGAUGUCUACUGGAAGGUUUAUAAUUCGUUGCACAUUGGAGCCCAGGAUGCACUCGUGGCAGCCUUCCCUAUUCUGAAGGAUGAGGGUAACAAGACAUACAUCAGGCCUGAGUUGACUAUAUUAGUCUGAUUUUUCCCUCCCACUCCAGCCUCCAGGUUUGUUUUGCUUCGUCUCAUGAUCAAUGAAUCUAUUGGUUCGAUGUCAAAUGUAAUCUGCAUACUGUAGGCAGUGUCUCUAUGUUCUGAUAUUGCUGAAUAAUUUUGUCCUGAAUUACUUUUAAAAUAAGUUUAUGGUCUUCAAAUGUUUGUUAAUCCAUACAGUGUACCUCACUUACCUCUGAGCUGUAUUUGUUGGUGUUGUAGUUUCCCGGGUUUCCAGUAAGGGUUUUUUGGCAACCCCUAUACGGGGGCGCAGCUCUUUCGUGGGGACGACGUUACCUCUGGCAUUUUACGGAUAGAGAGUUCUACGUUCUCUCAACAUGGGAGAGAACUUUUGCAUUAGACAAUUCCUUUAGCCACACUGCCUAGCUUAGGCUAGCUAUGCAUAAAUGCAUAAUGUUUCAUUAUAUUUGAAAGUAGUAAUUGUGCACAUCAGUAAAGGAAGGAAGGGAAAUUGGUGAACCCAGAAUUAGUAACAGCUCCUCAUCUCCGGAUUUGGAAUUCACAGACCUGCUUGUAUAACGGUUACGGAAAGUCAAAAGUAUUCAGCUAUCAAGCUGAUAUAAAAUGUCCUUGCAUAGUUGCAUGCAACGUGAAAAUAAAAUAACACCAUUCCGGAGCAGCGGAGCUCAUAGUGACUGAUGUCAGUCUCAAGCUGUGACUUAUUCAAGUGGCCUUCCAGGAAAUUUUAGUGCAACACACUUGUUAUUAGAUUGGGAGCCCGUUUGGCAACCCUAUUUUUUGGCUUAUCAGGCUUAUCAGCCAACUUGUUCACCAAACACGUAAAUUUUCUUUCGCGCGCUG
Messenger RNA from Cuscuta epithymum, 4492 nucleotides. Lineage: Eukaryota; Viridiplantae; Streptophyta; Magnoliopsida; Solanales; Convolvulaceae. The record is from the annotation of a GenBank genome assembly.